AUGAAUAACUUCUUCACUCCGAAGCGCAGGGCUGCUCGCUGCACGAAAAGUAUCGACGACUUCACGUUUAGGCUUUCUGCGUUUAUAUCAUCUCUGUGGUUUCGUCACGUGGCUCCGAGCGGCAUAAUGCGUUUUUCAGAGUUCUGUGAAAUUUUAGGGGUUUUGUCGAUGCUUCAGGAGACGCAAAUAGCAGAUAGACUUUUUAAAGCAUUUGACAGAGACCACAACAAACAACUGAACUUUACUGAGUUUGCGGUUGCGCUGGGUACAAUGAUGUGCGGCAAGGAAGAAGAUAAACUCGAUUUAGCCUUUCGCAUACUCAACCCCGAAUAUACGGGGACAGGAGCAAGUCUAUCAGAUUACGAACUAGAAGAAGAAGACAGCAGUUCGCUUGCAGAGUCUUCUUCACCCAGUCAGCAAACACCAUUAGAACCCUCAAGCCCUUCUGCUGCUGCUGCUGAUGUUGAUGAUGAUGAUCAGCAGCAGCAGCAGCAGCAGCAGCAGCAGCAGGAGCAGGUGCAGCAACAGUUGCAGCAGCAGCAGCAAGAGGAAGUGCAGCAGCAGAAGCCAGCUGCUGAGAAUGGUGACAUGCAGCAGCAAACCCUUUCUUUGCAUUCUAGUAACCAGCAGCAGCAGGAGCAGCAGCAGCAGCAGCAGCAGCAGGAACAGCAGCAGCAGCAGAAGCAGACUUCUCCUGUUUCUCUUUCUCCUGUUCGGCAGCCUCGACAGAAGCAGCAGCAGCAGCAGCAGCAGCAGCAGCAGCGGCAGCGGCGACUGAACCCUGCGGUAAAUAUGAUGAAGUAUUACAAGGCUGCGGAACGCGCAGGAGGAGCUCCGAACGACAACUACAAAACACCCCUGCCGCAGCAGCAGCAGCAGCAACAGCAGCAGCAGCAGCAGCAGCAGCAGCAGCAACAGCAGCAACAGCAGCAGCAGCAGCAGCAGGCGGAGCAUGCUGAGAGGAGACAAGUACAGCAGCAGCAGCACCAGCAGCUGCUGCAAGACGAACAGCAGCAGCACCUGCAGCAGCUGCAGCAGCUGCAGCAAUGUGCAGAGCGCUUAGAAGAGAUAGAAAGGAAAUUCAGCAGACUUAAACAUGAUUUAGAAGACCCUGAAGCCCUCGAAGGCACGGACAGAGGCUCUGCUCCGCUGCCGGGAGAUGCGGCGAAUUUCCCUGGAGGCAAAACAGACUCGAGCAGCCUACCUUUGUGGCGGCGACACAUUGCAACUCUCAAAAGGGACAACACCUACAGGCUGAAGAUGUACAUCAACAAACCCAUGCUAAGGAGACGCAGAGGCGUGACGGCUGCUGGGGGUUCUGCGAUGGGCAGAGCAGGUGCUGAGGAUGACAAGUAA
Molecule: messenger RNA, 1356 nt
Organism: Eimeria acervulina
Lineage: Eukaryota; Apicomplexa; Conoidasida; Eucoccidiorida; Eimeriidae
Product: Phosphatidylinositol-4-phosphate 5-kinase family protein, related , related
Exons: 10
Coding region: 1-1356 (451 amino acids)
Molecular function (GO): calcium ion binding
Source: RefSeq, a predicted model, not a curated record